Ceraceosorus bombacis is the source of this 1470-nucleotide messenger RNA. NCBI's taxonomy places the organism in Eukaryota, Fungi, Basidiomycota, Exobasidiomycetes, Ceraceosorales, Ceraceosoraceae. The record is from the annotation of a GenBank genome assembly.
AUGACUGACGCAGGCAAUCCUCCUCCUGACGCUCACUGGGAUGGGGCCGACCUAGGAGCUGCGCAUGAUGGUAGCGAUGACGAAAGUUGGGACAAAAUCGAUAGACAAGGUAUAUUGUUGCUCUUGUGGAUACACGGGUAAGUCGGGAGCUCUGCGGACUUAAAGGUCACGUUUCUCACUGCAUCUCCUCGCUCGCUCGGCCUAUCGCAGUUUCAAAGGAUCAUCAACUACGACCUUCUGUGACUUUCCGGCACGAGUGGCGCACAUGGUACAGGAGACGCAUUCCAACUUGGCCGUCUGCUCCGAGGUGUAUCCGACCUACGAGACUCGAGGCUCCUUAGCUGCGGCCUCGGAAGCUCUUCUUGAGUGGCUCACUCUUCGCACUGUCGAGUUGGAAUGCAAGCCUCUAACGGACGAGAAGACGGGCCAGGAGGUGCCAGCCAACGUAUCGGGCAGAGGACUUGGUGCGGGCAGUGUCCGCAUCGUCCUUUGCGGCCACAGUAUGGGGGGGUUAGUGGCCGUGGAUGCGGCUCUUAGCGCUGCUUCGUCCGCUCCCCCAGGCCCUCAUCGACACGACCGGCUCUGGCCCCGAAUCGUUGGUCUCAUUGCCUUCGACACGCCAUACUACGGUGUUCAUCCGGGAACAUUCAAGAACAGUGCAACAAAAUAUGGAGGGUAUCUGAAGCAAGCACACUCGAUUGGCACCCAACUAGCGCCCUUGGGAGCCGGUCUUGGGCUUUGGGGAGCUUCCAAGGCAGCAGCCAAUCCUGCCCCUGCCAAUGCUCAUAGGAUUGCAAAUGGUGCAUCGCCCUCGUCUGCUUCUUCGCAGUCGACAGGCUCGAAGCAGGAGGAGAAGAAGAGCAGCUCUUGGAGCAGUGCGCUAAUGAUUGGCGGUGCUGCUAUGACCGUGCUAGCCGGGGCCGCAGGGGGUGCUUACUUCGGCGGAGGCUUUGAAUGGCUGAACGAUCACUUCUUGUUCGUCAGCAAUCUCUGGGAUGAUCAGGGCCUAAAGUCAAGGUGAGAGUGUCUGUCCUCCUCGCAGCAUGGAAAAUUUGAUGGCUGACCACUCAGAUAUUCAGGCUCGAGCGUCUCGUCGAUCAGCCACAAAUCUUCUUCCAUGCGCUCUACAAUCGUCUGCCUCCUCAGCCAGCCUCGUCGGACAAGCGCACCUUCAUCGUUCUCCCACCCGGCAGCUCGCCGGUCGGAGAGAGCUUCGAGCCCAUCGAAUGUCCAGGCGAUAUCGAUGAGGUGGGCGCACACAUGGCAAUGUUCGACUCACGGUCGAAGACAUACUUCAACAUGGGACUGCGUGAGCUGCACUGGGCGCUGCCGCGAAGACUAGCGCGUCCACAGUUGACAAUAUCAUUCUUUCUGGCAGGUGCUGCUGCUCUGGUCGCGCAGUGCAUUGACAAUGAGACGGCUGAAACGACACCUGAGGCAACGGUCAAGCAGGAGUCGUCCGCUCCAUAG